AUGUCGAGUGAAUCCUCCCAGGAAAAAAAUUUCCUCAACUUGAUCCAGUGUUUCAGGCCCAGGCUGAAACAAUACAUUAGGGUGGAACCGGUGCUGGACUACCUGACCUUUCUGGAUAGAGAGAAGAAAGAACGUAUUCGCCAAACCGCUGCUACCCAGGGCAACGCUGUAGCGGCCGAGUUCCUUUUGAGUACCUUAGAGAAAGGGAACUGGGGACCUGGCUGGACUCAGGAGUUUCUCACGGGACUUAAGAACGGGGGCUGCACCUUGGCGGCUCGCUACAUGAAUCCGGACCUCGCUGACCUGCCCUCUCCAUCCUUAGAGACCUGUUACGACCAGUGCGUGCAGCUGCUAGACAUUUUACAACCCACCCUCGUCGACAAGCUUCAAGCUAUGAAUGUUGUAGACAAAUGCCUGGAGAAGGCUCUGCUCACUAAAGAAGACAGAAAUCGG
This is a messenger RNA of Gracilinanus agilis (Agile Gracile Mouse Opossum), 453 nucleotides long. RefSeq names its product interferon-induced helicase C domain-containing protein 1-like. The record is from RefSeq and is a predicted model, not a curated record. Lineage: Eukaryota; Metazoa; Chordata; Mammalia; Didelphimorphia; Didelphidae. The annotation marks the transcript as partial. The transcript has a single exon.